Messenger RNA from Purpureocillium lilacinum, 270 nucleotides. NCBI's taxonomy places the organism in Eukaryota, Fungi, Ascomycota, Sordariomycetes, Hypocreales, Ophiocordycipitaceae. The record is from RefSeq and is a predicted model, not a curated record.
AUGCCCUUGAGACUGGCGUCUUGGACUAUCGUGCGUCGUGUCGCAAGCUGCGUCAACCUCUGUGCUGUUCCGACUGCCAUGAGGAAAUCCCACGGUACAUUUAGAUCGUCGUCUCAUUCAACGGAUGAUGCAUUGGACAAUCACGUUCCCUCGGGGCAUCAGCCAACAUGCGCGAAGCAAGUCGUCGACCACAGACGGACGCCCGUCUGUCGAUUUUCCUUGGGGAGUGUGCAAUCUAUCACUCGUGAUUGCCCCAGGGUAGCAUGGUGA